Messenger RNA from Phalaenopsis equestris, 728 nucleotides. RefSeq lists its product as uncharacterized. The record is from RefSeq and is a predicted model, not a curated record. Bases 57 to 593 code for a protein of 178 amino acids. The transcript has a single exon. NCBI's taxonomy places the organism in Eukaryota, Viridiplantae, Streptophyta, Magnoliopsida, Asparagales, Orchidaceae.
CGCUCUCAUUUACUUCUCUCUCCAUCUCUACAAAAUCUGUUUCUUCAUUCUUUUCAAUGGAGAACUGCAUCGGGAACAAGAGGAGCCGUGAGGAGUCGCCGGAGGAAUCUCCGGAGUCUAAGCGUCUCCAUGCCGAUGCCGAUGUCCUCAUCGGUAUUCUCGAAGAAGACGAUGUUGAUGCCGGAGAACGGGAUCCGGCGAGCCUAGAUUUGGCCACAGUGAUGAAAAGCCUGGAGGAGGAGAUCGCCAUGCCGACGGAGAAUGAUGAAGAUCGGCAAGCGGAGAUCGGGUAUUUGUUUGAGGCGUCGGACGACGAUCUAGGUCUUCCGCCGCCGGAGACGGCGCAAGCGGUUCCGGCGGCGGCGUGGACGGAGGAGGAUGUUGAGCCGGCGGAGGGAUUUGAUCAGAUCUGGGGGUUUCAGGAGGAGGAGAUACCGCUUUGGUACGACGAGUUGACGGAAUUCGGUUUUCCGUCGGAGGAGAAGUUUGGUGCGCCGGAGGACGGUGGCGACGGCUUUGCCGUUUCGUUUGACGGCGGGCUUUUUGAUUCUUCGGAUUUGUGCUGGCGGCCGGAAUCGCUGCCGGCGCAGUGAAUGAAGAAAUUUUUUUUAUUUUUUGUUUUUUUUUGAAUUUAUUUUUGACUUCGACAGUUUUUUUGUGAAUUUGGGAAAGUCGGAGAAGAUAAAUUUCUGGAAAGGUGUAUUUUUUGUUUUUUAAAAAAAUUGACU